This is a messenger RNA of Suillus discolor, 369 nucleotides long. RefSeq lists its product as uncharacterized. The record is from RefSeq and is a predicted model, not a curated record. The coding region runs from base 1 to 369 and encodes 122 amino acids. NCBI's taxonomy places the organism in Eukaryota, Fungi, Basidiomycota, Agaricomycetes, Boletales, Suillaceae. The transcript has 2 exons.
AUGACAUCUUCUGAACAAGCAGACGCUGCCCUCAACAAUACUUUGAAAGAUGUUCAAUCGCUUAUCAAGCGAUGUAUGAAGUUGAAAGAGGGUGAUUCAGUGACGGGGUUAGCAUUGUCGGAUGAGAUUGCCAGACGGGUGUUAAUUCUGGACUACGGCGAUAAUUUGUCACAGGCAAAAGAUUUAAAGCUCUAUGGAGGGAGCGCAACAUCAUUCUCUCCCCAGCUGCUGUCAUGUGCAGUGGUCGUACGGCAGUACUCGAAAGGCAGCAUGUUUGAAUCAUUGCCGGACUGGACGACUGUCGGCAACAAUGACCCACACAUCAAGGAUCACCCACGUUUCCACAAGAAUGCAUCAGCCCACUCCUGA